This is a messenger RNA of Penicillium longicatenatum, 1689 nucleotides long. RefSeq lists its product as uncharacterized. Gene Ontology annotation, cellular component: membrane. The record is from RefSeq and is a predicted model, not a curated record. NCBI's taxonomy places the organism in Eukaryota, Fungi, Ascomycota, Eurotiomycetes, Eurotiales, Aspergillaceae. Gene Ontology annotation, biological process: transmembrane transport. The transcript has a single exon. Bases 1 to 1689 code for a protein of 562 amino acids. Gene Ontology annotation, molecular function: myo-inositol:proton symporter activity.
AUGAGCGACAAUUGCGACGAAAAGCCCGAUGCCAUCGGCAAAGAGUUCAGCGAUGAACUCACACCCGAAGAGCGCGAGCACGAGAUCGAGUCACGCGACCAACAGGCCCGUGAGUAUCUGGACAACGAAUCAUUCUACGACCGGAUGGCGUUCGCGCAAAUACCAGUGUACAUAAAGAGCCCUCGCAUGCUAGUUGUCACGCUGGGUGUCUUUGCAGCGUUUAGCGGCAUGCUGAGUGGUUUAGACCAGUCGGUGAUCUCAGGCGCACUGCCUGGUAUCCGCAAGCAUUUCAUCGCGUCAGGCGAGUGGGCGAGCAUGGACGAUCCGAAAUUGUCGAACGAUAUCUCGCUGAUCUCCUCGCUGAUGCCUCUAGGCGCAAUGGCCGGCGCGCUCAUCAUGACGCCGCUGAAUUUCUACUUUGGACGUCGUAACUCGAUUAUCAUCUCGUGUUUGUGGUACACACUUGGAGGAGGACUUUGCGCGGGCGCCCGCAGUGUUCCAAUGCUGUUUGCGGGCCGAUUCAUUCUAGGUAUCGGUAUCGGAAUUGAAGGCGGCUGUGUCGGUAUCUACAUCUCUGAAUGUGUACCGCCAGAGGUACGUGGCAAUCUGGUAUCGGUGUACCAGUUGAUGAUCGCAUUCGGAGAGAUCAUCGGAUACGCCGCCGGUGGCGUAUUCUUCGACGUCAAGUCUGGUAGCUGGCGCUGGAUGCUGGGCUCAUCUCUCUUGUUUUCGACAAUUCUCCUGGUCGGAAUGUGCUUCCUACCCGAAUCGCCUCGCUGGCUGGUAUCCAAGGGCAAGGAUGGCCGCGCGUGGCAGGUGUGGAAGUCGCUGCGCGACUUGGCGGACACGAAAAGCUUGGACGAGUACGUCGCGAUGGAGAUUACAGUCAAACAUGAUGUCGAGACAACCGCGAACGAGGCAUGGUACAACAGAUAUCUGGAAGUGUGCAGGAAGCCGCGCAACCGACGGGCACUUGUCUAUGCUACGGCAAUGAUCUUCUUCGGACAGAUGACCGGUAUCAAUGCGGUGAUGUACAACAUGUCGAACUUGAUGGCCAAGAUGAAUUUCAGUGACCGCGAGUCAGUGCUGAUGUCGAUGGUGGGCGGUGGCGCGCUGUUCUUGGGAACGGUUCCUGCUGUUUUUACCAUGGACAAGUUUGGACGACGCGUGUGGGCACAGAACAUUCUGAUGUUCAUUGUGGGACUUGCGCUGGUGGGCGUCGGUUAUCUAUACACAAACAACGGUGUCGAUUACUUCAAUGAGCACAAGUCAAUUGCCUUGGGGUUGUUUUUCUCCGGCCUGGUGCUGUACAUGGCGUUCUUCGGUGCGUAUUCGUGCCUGACCUGGGUAGUACCAGCGGAGAGCUUUGAUUUCAACACUCGCAGCCAGGGCAUGGCGAUCUGCUCUACAUUCCUUUAUCUAUGGUCAUUCAUCGUAACAUACAACUUCGAGGGGAUGCAGAAGGCGAUGACCUACACCGGUCUGACGAUCGGGUUCUUCGGCGGCUUGGCCGCGUUGGGCUUCUUUUACCAGCUGUUCUUCAUGCCCGAGACCAAAGACAAAACGCUGGAGGAAAUCGACGAGCUGUUCAUGAUGCCGACGAGCAAGCUCGUUGCGCUGAACAUGAGCAAUCUGGCCAAGCGGUUCCGCCGGCGACAGCCAGAGCGGAUCGACACCCUCAAUGCCUGA